CAACUUCAUCCUCCACCUCCCAUCCACACAUUCACUCAUUCACUACAUAGCACUUUUCCCAUAGCACCAAUGAUCGCUUCGAGCAAGGUUGUCAACGCCCCUGCGAGUGUUUACUAUCUCCCGGACUUUAUCACACCUGCAGAGGAACAAGCUUUGAUCGACAAGGUGCUCUCGGCCCCGAAGCCAAAAUGGGUCUACCUAAAGAACCGAAGACUUCAAAAUUGGGGUGGUAUUGUAAAUGAGAAGGGAAUGAUUGCGGAAUUGUUGCCUUGCUGGCUCUCGGAUAUGUUUCCUAGAUUUCAGGAAGCAGGGGUUUUUGAUGGCCUGGAUGCCACAAAACGCGUCCCCAACCAUUGCUUUGUGAAUGAAUAUCUAGCGGGUCAAGGCAUCAUGCCUCAUAAAGAUGGUCCCGCAUACCUGCCUACGGUCGCUACAGUGUCACUCUCCUCGCACUGCGUACUCGAGUUUUAUAAAGUUCCAGACAAGGCCGAGAAGCUAAUGGAUGAUGGAUCGUUAUCUUUGUCAGUCGGAGAUAACCAUCAGGGCCAAGAACCUGAGUUUUCGCUUCUCGUUCAGCCGAGAUCGCUGUUGGUGCUUAAGGAGGACGUUUACAACAAGUAUAUGCAUGGAAUCCGGGAGACCACCUUGGAUGAUUUGCGCAAGGGCAAUAUCUUGAACCUCGCGGAGGCUCUUCCUAAUGGCAUUCCGGACGACUGCAGUACUUUGGAGCGAGGCACCAGAAUAUCACUGACUUUCAGAAUCGUACAAAAAACUUUAUCAACCAAGAACAUCUUCAUUCGCCGCUAGAAACCAAUUCAAGGCCAUUACGCUUAAGGGUUAUAGUCUUUGGAUCUCAAUAAAUACUACCACGGCGGCA
Messenger RNA from Gamsiella multidivaricata, 877 nucleotides. RefSeq lists its product as uncharacterized. The record is from RefSeq and is a predicted model, not a curated record. The transcript has 5 exons. NCBI's taxonomy places the organism in Eukaryota, Fungi, Mortierellomycota, Mortierellomycetes, Mortierellales, Mortierellaceae. Bases 70 to 807 code for a protein of 245 amino acids.